CGCGCGUGAGUGGGAAUAUUAUUCUUAUACGGCCCAUAAUUCGUAUCCGUUUAUAAAUACACACUUCGAACGUAACGCAUAUCUCAAAUUUCCCCUCCUCUGUUAUUUCAAUCUUGUUUCAAUCUCCCAACCAAACACACGCAUCAUGGGUUUGCAGGAGGAUUUUGAGCAGCAUGCCGCCAAAGUCAAGACUUUGACAGAGAGCCCAUCAAAUGAGGAUUUGCUUAUCCUUUAUGGAUUGUACAAGCAAGCCACUGUCGGAAAUGUUGACACCGCACGUCCUGGAAUGUUCAACAUGAGGGACAGAGCUAAAUGGGAUGCAUGGAAGGCUGUUGAAGGGAAAUCCAAGGAGGAAGCAAUGAGUGAUUACAUCACUAAGGUGAAACAGCUUCUGGAAGCAGCUGGCGUUGCUGUUUGACAACAUUGUCACGCCUUGCUUUUUAAAUCUAUGCUAAAAGUUUCUUAGUGUUUGGAAAAUAAAACAGUUUCAGUGUUUGUUGUUUGAUCUAAAACUAUAAGAUAUUAUCUGAAUUAUUCAGUAUUGAAUUAGAUAUGUUUCAAAGAGUUCAGUUAACUUUAUCACUACUGAAAAUGUCUGCAGACAUAAUGCAUGUGCUAGAAACUUGAAAUUUUCUGUGUUGUUUAUUUAAAAUUAUUUCUACUUUCAACCUUAA
This is a messenger RNA of Medicago truncatula (barrel medic), 674 nucleotides long. RefSeq names its product acyl-CoA-binding protein. Gene Ontology annotation, molecular function: fatty-acyl-CoA binding. The record is from RefSeq and is a predicted model, not a curated record. The transcript is spliced from 4 exons. Gene Ontology annotation, biological process: fatty acid metabolic process. The coding region runs from base 146 to 418 and encodes 90 amino acids. Lineage: Eukaryota; Viridiplantae; Streptophyta; Magnoliopsida; Fabales; Fabaceae.